Durusdinium trenchii is the source of this 312-nucleotide messenger RNA. Lineage: Eukaryota; Dinophyceae; Suessiales; Symbiodiniaceae. The record is from the annotation of a GenBank genome assembly.
AUGGAACCUGCCAGGUCGUUGGAUUCUGAUCAGAUCGGAUCUGUCAGGGUUAGUCCCGGACGAAUCUUCAUGGUGGAUUUGCAUCAUGAGUCACGGUCAAUUGCCUGGCUUUUGGGGGUCUUUUUGCGCAGGCCUCCCAUGCUGCAAGCGGUCGUCCUCGCGCGCGACGUGGGAGCGAACUCGUGUGAUUCCUUGACCAUCGGCCCCCGCGGGGACUGUCAAAUGGACGUGUGGCAUGGGGAGUGUCAAACAGCUAAAGGGGAAGGAGAGCCAAAGAGGCUCAGCACGCUUUGUUGUGGGUGCCAUUCUUGA